Thlaspi arvense is the source of this 300-nucleotide messenger RNA. The record is from the annotation of a GenBank genome assembly. NCBI's taxonomy places the organism in Eukaryota, Viridiplantae, Streptophyta, Magnoliopsida, Brassicales, Brassicaceae.
AUGACUCGAAUUGUAGGGACGCCGUACUACGUGGCUCCGGAGGUGUUAUCCGGCCGGGAAUACAAUGAGAAGGUUGAUAUCUGGAGUGCCGGCGUGAUCUUGUACAUAAUGCUCUCUGGUGUUCUUCCGUUCUACGGCGAGACGGCAUCGGAGACUUUCCAGGCGGUGCUACGUGCGAAUCUUCGGUUUCCGCCAAGGAUUUUCCGGUCCGUAUCAUCAGAAGCCAAGGAUCUGUUGCGGAAGAUGAUCUGUAAAGACGUCUCGAGGCGUUUAUCGGUUGAACAAGUUCUGAGAAAUUAG